AUGCCGAGAAGGACCAGAGGAGUUUGCUUUAAACCUGGUCAAAAAUAUACUCAUCGUUUGAGUAAGAUUCUUGAAGAAUAUCCUGAUGGGUCGCAAAUCCUUCGUGAAAUUCUUCAGAAUUCCGAUGAUGCGAAAAGUCGACAGCAAACCUUUAUUCUCGAUCGUAAUAGUUAUCCCACGCAAACAUUAUUUGAACCUAAUAACAAUGGGACCGAAAGAAACGAUUUGAAGUUGGAUCGGUAUCAAGGUCCAGCUUUGUUGUCAAGAAAUGACACAAUUUUCGAAGAAGACGACUUAAUAUCUUUAGUUAAUUUGGCCAACAGCUAUAAACGUGCUAUGGGUUUGAGUUUUAACUCAAUUUACCAUAUUACCGACUCUCCAUCGUUUAUUACUGAUGACAGUUAUGUAAUACUGGAUCCACAUGAAUGGUAUUACGACGGCGGCGUUCAAUUUGAUUUUGUCGAAGAGGCGUCGAACUAUCCGGAUCAAUUCGCUCCGUUUAGAAUUCCUUGUAACAUUAAAUUCAAAGGAACCCUUUUCCGAUAUCCUCUUCGGACUUCAGAAGACGCGAUUGAUUCAUCAAUUUCAAAGAAAGUUUAUCGGCCAGAUGAUAUUCUAGAGAUGUUUCAAAAGUUUUAUGAAAAUGAAAGCAUCAAUUGCUUAUUAUUUUUAAAAUAUAUUGAGGUCAUUAAAUUCUACGAAUUAAAUGAGGGAGAAGCAGAUCCAAACUUACUUUACGAGAUUUCCCUUGAAAAUGCAGAUGAAGUUAGGUCAAAACGUCAAUUGAUCGCGAAAAAUAUAAUGCCCAUGAUGAAAUCGUUGGGUUCAAAUGAUUCUAACAGAAUCAAGGAAUUAAAUUCCAUAUUUAUUGCGAAUUUUUGCCGGCAGGAGGGUAAAACGGAACGAGAAAGCAUUUCGUGGGUGAUCUUUAAUUGGCUAAGUGAUUUAAAUGUGGUGAAUAAUUAUUUUCAGGAAAAUUUUAAAAAGGAUAUUAAAGCAUACAAGUUUGUUCCGAAUGUUGGUCUUGCCAUGCGGCUUGACAGUCAUACGACCAACGGAAGGCUUUUCUGUUUUCUACCUCUUCCGAUUUUCACGCCUUUCCACACCUCGAUAAACGGAUAUUUAGCGGUUAGUACAAAUAGGCGCACAAUUUGGACUCCAGCGGAUAACGAAUAUUUAGCCGUUGACGCUUCAGCAAGUCUUAAAGCGUCAUGGAACAAGUAUCUUUUUGAUGACGUUCUUCCAAAGGCAUGGGCAAGGUUUUUAGUUACACUUCCUGACGAAUACCCAAGUGUCCAACCAAAACAAUUCUACGACUUCUGGCCAGUAUUUUUCAAUCAAGUUUCAAGCAGUAUAGUAGAAUUUUGCAAGGAGAUAUUGGAAAAUGUUGUUGAAAAUCUUAAUAUCGAUGAUGAAGUCUUCCUUGGUCCAUCGGCGUCUUAUCUUCCCGGAAAUAUGCAAGGUUUAGUUCAAGCAGACAGCAAUGUUUAUGUGAAAAAGAACACCGAAUUUCCAUUCUUAUCAAUUGUCAGCGGAUAUUUCCCACCAGACCAAAAGUUACCUGCAAUUUCUGAGAUACUCGGGAAAAUUGGGUUUCCAGUAAUUGUUGGCACGGAUCCCACUGUGAAAAGUGUAUUGGAAAAAUCGAGGCACAGUAGCGUUCUUCAAGUCUACUCUUUGAAAAUAAUUAAAACGUACCUUCGACAAAAUCAGAAUAGAUUGCAGGAUUUAUCUCGCGUUGAAAUUUCAAAUUUGUUCUGUUAUGUUCUUCAGGAUAAGGAUACUUCAGGAUUGGAAGGGCUUCAGAUGAUACCAUUGGCUGACGGAACGUUGGGAACCAUCUCAAAAGUUGAAGAAGAUAUUGCAUACAUAUGUUUUGAUCAGCCAACAAUUGAUAUGGAUUGUGAACAUAAAAUUUUUAAUAAAGACUUGAAAAAGUUUAUCGACAGUUUAAUCUCACCAAACCUGCGGAACCUUUUAUAUGAGGGUGCGAAAAAUAAAUGGAAUAUCAAUAUUAAGAUAUUAGAUCAAUCGAUCGUGGCCAAUUUGAUCAAGAAGAAUCUGAAGGGAUAUACUGAGGUGUCUGAUGAGAUCGAGUUGGAAGAUCAGCGUGAAUGGAUUUAUAUGAUUUGGGAAAACUUUCUGAAAAGGAAAUAUGAACUAAAGGAUUUCGAAUCAUUACAUCUUAUUUUAACAAAUCAAGGAACUUUACGAAAAAUAAGAACCAAUGAAAAAUGUUUCUGGAAUGGCAUUGACGAUGAAAUUGACAACAAAUUACAACCGCUCGUAGAAAAGUUUGGCGUUGUGUUUGUCGAUAAAGAUUUCGAGAAACGCUUCAGAAAUAUCUUGCCAAAAUUAUCGCCCUAUGUUGUUAAUCUUACCGAAUUGCCAACGGAUUCUCUUGAACUGAUUAAAUACUUAAGAGAACAGCUUAAAAUCGGGAAAUAUAGCGACAAUGAUUCUGGACUUUCAGACGCUGAAAUUGACGUAAUAAAAAGUCUUCCGAUUUUUUCGGAAAUCGGUCAUAAAGGACUAACUUCUCUCCACGAGAACAAAGAAUGGUUUUUACUUCCGAAAGAAGAAGAGAGAGAAUAUGAUUAUAUAAUAACUCCUAAUUCUAUCGGCUUUCUUGAUGUAAAUUUGACGAAUACUCGAUAUAUUUUAGAAAACAUAAUUAAGGUUACAAGAUUGACGCAAAAAAUUUACUGGAGGGAGUACGUGAUACCAUAUUUAAUCUCUCAGCCUGUACUGGUGUUUAAUAAGAUGGUGGAAAAACUCUUUGAUCGUCUGGAAGUUCUUCUCCGGAUCGAUUCUACUUUGAAAGGUAUACUGGGUAAACUUCCUUUUGUUACUACUGGAACCCAUGGGAUGUUUAAAGGUCGCCUCAACUCUGAUGUGGAUAUCGAACGUCGUGGGCCCAUGGAACUAUAUAAUCCCGAAGACCGAGAAAUAAUCGAUCUAUUUUUUGAGGACGAAAAGGUUUUUCCGUGUGGUAACUUCUCACCAAAGCUAUCUUUGCUUAAGGAAUUAGGUCUGAAAACGGUUCUUUUGCCGGAUGACAUUAUUGAUCGUUUGAGAGUAUUUCAGAAUUACAAAAAUAAACCCAUGUUAUUUGACAUUGUACACACGAAGACAAUGAAACUUCUUAAAUAUGUAGAUAACUAUUGGAAGGCCAUAUUUGACAAGACUUCACACGGAAACGAACAACUUUUUUCAGAAAUUUUGGCUCUCGAAUGGAUUCCGACUGUCGACCAUUUAGGGAGAAAGCAUUUCUCGAAAUCUUCGCGUUGUGGAGAUUUGGAAAAAAGAUAUUUAAUUGGUCAUGUCGUUCCCAUACUAAAUUAUAGAAUAAGAAACAAAGAGUUUCUUCAAUAUCUAGGUUGGAAUGAAAGUCCGGACAUCGAAUUAAUCCUUAGUCAGCUUCAGAAGUGCUCUCAGCCAUCGAUGAAAGUCCCCCAAAUAUACGAGAUUUGUAAAGCGAUUUAUAGUCAUAUGAAUACGAUUGUGACCGACAAUGGGACUGAGAUCGACACACUAAAGGAGAAACUCGGAGACACAAAAUGGAUACUGGUUAAUAGACAAUUUUAUUCAUCUGAAAAUGUAGUUUUCGACCUUCCCAAAGAUUUUGGAAACAAAGACACUUUGUUAGUGGGACUUCCCGACGAGUAUAAAUACAAUUACAAAGAACUUUUUGAAAGAAUGGGCGUCCGUUUGAAAAUUGGAAUUAAAGAUUACAUCAAUAUAAUUAAGGGGUAUGGUAAGGACUAUCUCGACAUUAAACUGCCCGCCGAUGAAAUACAUAAAGUGGUAGGAUUAAUUGAUCAGAUUUCAAGGAAGCACGCCGAAGAUAAAAGCUCUGCAGAAAUACUACAAGAAUUGCUUAUACCGACUACACAAGAGAUCCUCAAAAGUUUAAGCAAAGUUCAGUAUGAUGAUAUGGGUUCAAGGUUAACCGAUGAGGAAAAGACAGAUUAUAUUGCGCACCCUUCCAUAUCGCUGAGCAUCGCAAAAAAUAUUGGAAUGAGAAUGUUAUCCGUAAAAGAAAUAAAUAGAGCUAAUGAAAGCUUUAUUAUGCCAGAUUUUUAUGGGCAAAAUGAAACUUUGAUUACUCGAAUUAGAAAUAUAAUCAAUGAUUAUUUACCUGUCACCAUAUUUAAAGAAUUUUUGCAGAAUGCGGAUGAUGCUGGUGCUCGCACAUUCAAAGUAUAUAUUGACAAAAGAGAUUUCAAGAAGAAGGAUCGAUCAAGCCUUCUAACCGAAGGAAUGCAUUACUGGCAAGGUCCUGCCUUGUGGAUUUAUAAUGAUGCGGAGUUUAGCGAAAAUGAUUUCAAAUCGCUACCUAUACUUGGAGAAAGUGACAAAUUGUCCGAUAAAACGAAAAUUGGUCGUUUUGGAAUCGGAUUUAAUUCUGUGUAUAACCUUACCGACUUUCCGAGCUUUGUAAGCGGUGAGUAUAUCAUAUUUUUUGAUCCACACUCCAAAUAUCUUCCCGAGCAAGGAUACCCACCAAGGAAUCCCCUUGGAAGCCGGUACAACUUUGUUAAAGCCAAAUUCGGGGAGAGAUGGAAGAGUCAAGCCGAACCAUAUCUAUCCGUGGAAGGAUGUGAAUUGAUGAAUAGAUAUAAUGGAACUUUGUUUAGAAUUCCGCUGAGAACCUACGAGGCGAACAAUUCAAGCGAAAUAUCUGGUAAAAGAUUCGAUCCUGGUUAUCUUUUGGAACUUUUUAAAAAUAUCCAGGGAAACAGAGAGAUGUUUUUGAGAAACAUUGAAGAGUGCAGUUUACAUUGUUUAGAUGACAAUCAGUCGAAGUUAAUCUGGAAAACUAGGAUUAACAAUAUGGACGAGAAUAUAAGAAAUAUGCGCCGUUCGAUUACCAAAGAGACAAAAAUAUUUCAGCUUAACAUUGAAAUGCAAAUGUACAAUCAUGUUGUUAUGAAACAUGUAAGAGGACAAAUGAAUAAGAUCCUUGAACACUGGCUUUUAUGUUCUGGGGGAAACGAAGAGGUCAGAGAAGAUUUAAAAAACCUUUCGGAUGAGAAAAAACCUAGAGGAGCUGUUGCCGCACUAAUAGCAAAUAUGGAAGAAAAUGACAAGAAGGGUGCAAUGUAUUCAUAUCUAUCCCUCUCAAUAAACAAUGGUCUAAGUGUAAUGUUGAACGGAGAUUUUUUUUUAUCAAGUAAUAGAAACAAAAUUUUGUACUCAGAAAGUGCCGAGAUUGAAGCAAAAUGGAAUAGAUACAUAUUAUUGGAGGUUUUACCAUCAUUGCAUGCCAAGUUGCUGAAUGAAAUUGCAAUUCGAGACUCGCAACGUUUUGCAAGUUCACAUAAUCAAAAUAAAAUGUUCCUACCAUAUGUAACGACAAGGGAUUGGCCGAUUAAGUCCACCUCGGAAAUUUACAGAACAUUUGGGUUAACUGUAUUUCAAGAAUUGACUCGGAAUAAUUAUCGCGUAUUUUGGACUGAGACAAAUGGCGGAGAAUUCGUUUCAUUCACCAACGCAGUCUUUGGGGAAUCGAAAAAAGAAUAUAUUAUACCUGAUCUUUUAAUGCAACAAAAGGUCCAGAUAGUCAAAAUAUCAGAAGAACAGUAUAAACAUCUUGAAGAGCUUCCGAACACCGUAUCCCCCAACUUUAUUACGCCGGAUUUGGUUUGUAAUACAUUCCAUAAUAAGAAAGAUAUGUGGGAUUCGUACAAAACAUCGGAGAAUCAAAAAGUAGUGAAGAAAGCUAUCGAUUAUUUAUUAAGAUUCAUUUUAGGAGGAACUGAACCCCAGGAUAUAAAAACUUACGAAAAGUUAAUUGGAUUGCCAUUGGUUCCUCUUUAUGGUGACGCAGUUGGAACCUUUUGUGAGAUGGAAUAUUAUAUAGCCGAAGAAGACUAUCGAAAAUUAUUUAAUAAGACAAGAUUAUCUCGCUUCGUGACUGAGCUGCCAUUCGAAAUUAAGAAUAAGGAAAUUUCAAAAUUAUUGAAAAUCUUUGAACUUGACGCGAAUAGUAUUCUUAACCUACUCGAGAUUGAGUUGCCUAUAGUAGAGCAGAUGGACUGGGAUCCGUCGGGCGAAUCAUACCCAAAUAAAAAAUGGCUUGGCCUUAUUCUAGCAAAAUUUAGAAAAGAUUCCGUGUUUGAAUUUCGUAAAUUAGCGAGAUUUCCACUUCUUCCGAAGAUUUAUCCACAUCAAAAGCUCAUCCGGUUUGAUAAAUCUAGUCCAUUAUUAUUUCAAGGAGGCAAUCUUGAAUAUCCUUUGAUCCAUGCGCUAAGAUGUAACGAAAAGAAUAACGAAUUGGAUGCGGAUUCUCUAAAAAUAAUUCAAAGUUUACCGAUCUGGCCUACAUACCCUCAAGGCAGUUUGAUCGCGGCCAAUAGAGGAUGUCUCCUUAACUCGAAACUUAAAAUAUGCUCGUCAUCGCAUGAAAAGAUUUUUAAAGUUGAAUCUGGUAAAUAUUAUGACACGCUUUCAUAUCUUAAUCCUAAGAGCAUGAACGAACUAGAAUAUAUCACCAAUUAUUAUGAAUGCACGAAUGUAACGCCUGACGACGACGAAUAUCUGGAGUUCUUGAAGAGCGUUCUUAUACUGGAAAAUGACAAAAUAGAAAAUUAUCUUAAAAAUAAUGAAGUAAUUCCAAACAAAGAUCGCACCGCGCUUGUCGAAGAAAACGCAUUAUAUGACAUUAAUGUGGAGUUAUUUCGCGAAAUUUUUAGAAAUACGGAUAAAUUUUUACCAAUAGGACUUCAAGAGAAUGAAAACAUCUUGUGUAUUCUGGAAAGAGUGGGACUCAAACGUUGUAUCAACUCUAAUUCAUUUAUCGAAUGUGCUCGCGAGAUUGAAAGUAAGAUCCGCAUCACUCCAAAAGAAGAUAUCAAAUCAUUAGCCCGAAGAUUGGUGACGGAAUUGUUUUUACGUUACGAUAAAUUGAGGUUUAAUCCGCAACAAUUGAAAGAUCUCUUGUCCAUAAAAUUCGUUCCCACCGAUAGAAACCUUCAAGAAUAUUAUGGUAUACACAUGGAUGAAAUAGUCUCUCUGACCUCUGCCUGCUUUUACAAAUAUAAAGAUCUGGUGUGGACGCAAGUUCCACUUAUCGACAAAUGGUUCGAUGAUCCACCAAUAAAAUUUUUAGAAACUUGUAAACCUGAACUAUGGGAUGUCAUUAAUCAUUGGGAAACAGUCGCGACAACAUCAAUAAUCGCUCAAACUGAAAGAUCUGACCGGAAAUAUUAUGGAGAGAGAAAACGAUUUCAGGAUAUGAUGACAGAAAUUUACGAAUACAUAGACUCGCAAAUAAACGAUCGAAGCAAAGAAAUCAAAUCAAGAAUACGUGGGAAAAAGCUAUUUUUAAAUGGUGAUGACCCAUUAGAACCAGAAAGCUGGGUAUUGGGAUCUAGUUUAGUAUAUGGAAUUUCUGAAGAUAUCGGACAAAAUCUGCAUAAAGUAUCUCCCUUUUUAGAAAAAUACAAAGCCUUAUUGAAAUUAGCAGGGGCAGAAGAAUUAAUAAGAGUGAAGACAGAAAGAGAAGUACGAGAGUAUAAUCAAAAGACAUUUAAAAAGAUUUAUGCAAAUAGAUAUGUACUUUCAGCUGCAACACAGUACUUUAAACAACUUUUUCACAAUAAAAUGAUCGAAGGCAUUGAAAAUAAGAAGGUAACCGUGAACGUCAACGAUGACUUUAAGCCCAAUACUUUCAGAGUUCUUUUUCUUUGGCUUUAUGGUCAAUCCUUCGAAGAAGCAUCUAAAGCCGUGUCACCCAAGAGUGAAAACUAUGUUGCAUUCUUAAUUGACCUACUCAAGGCUUCAAAUAAAUAUCUGAUUGAUCCUCUCAAAGAUAUCUUGGAGGAAGCUAUAAAAGACAAAUGUGAUAUAACAAAUGUGAUAGAAAUUGUAGAUUGGGCGAAAUUUUGUAAUGCGGAACAUUUAAGAAAGCAUUGCUUGAAAUAUAUCAAAGAAAAUAAGAAAUUACUGUCGCAAAAGAUAUCAAAAGAUGUGGAGAACACCAAAGAUAAACAAUAA
Acaulospora colombiana is the source of this 8001-nucleotide messenger RNA. The record is from the annotation of a GenBank genome assembly. NCBI's taxonomy places the organism in Eukaryota, Fungi, Glomeromycota, Glomeromycetes, Diversisporales, Acaulosporaceae.